Ruditapes philippinarum (Manila clam) is the source of this 2021-nucleotide messenger RNA. RefSeq names its product golgin subfamily A member 6-like protein 22. The coding region runs from base 21 to 1496 and encodes 491 amino acids. Gene Ontology annotation, cellular component: centrosome. Lineage: Eukaryota; Metazoa; Mollusca; Bivalvia; Venerida; Veneridae. The record is from RefSeq and is a predicted model, not a curated record. The transcript has 12 exons.
AAAGAGUGUAUUGUUUCAAAAUGGCGUUAAAUGAAAGAAAAUCAGCAGGAAUGUUACGGAAAAUUUCAAAACCCGUGAUAAGCACAGAUGUAAUGGGUAACCGAAAUGUUGAAGUACGUGCGGUUGGAGCAUGGGUUCAAGCAGAGCCAUGCAAUAGACAACCUGAAGGAGUUUUAGCUGCAGAGGAGGAGGAGUUAAGACUUAGACAAAUACAGUAUGAGAAGCAGGCUCGACUAAAGCAGUUUCAACUUGAGGUGAAGAAACGUGUAACAAAGCUUGAUAGGAUGAAGAAACAGGCUCAGCUAGAAACUAAUUACAGAGCAGCAGAGCAUGAGAGGAACAUUGUGUGUCAGAGUGCAUUCUCAUCACAAGAUUUUGCCAAGAAAGAUACCAGUCUUGUACGACCAAACACAGCACUAGAGGUGGAAAAAUUAAACAGAUGCAAGAAAGGAUAUAAAGAGAAGAAGACUCAUGAACCUGUAGAAGAGCAAGCUUUCUUUGAUCAGACCAAUCAGGUACAUCAACAUGUUCGACAUGCUAAGAAGAAUUUGAUGUCCCGUCAGGUGAUAACAGAUAAUUACGUAGGUGAUAAUUUACCAGGAGGUGUGUGGAAAAUAUCAAAAACAAGAGAUCCGAGUGAAGAGAAAAUAAGUCACCCAUCUUCAAGAUAUACUGUUGAUGGUCAGGAAUUUGACAUCCUGGAUGAGAAUCUUAUUGACAAAGUUAAAGUUGUUAAUAAUAAAGCAUUUCAAUGUAUAGAUGAUGAUGUAGAAGAUGAUGUUGAUAAAGAGAAUGUAGAAGUAAUGAGUGUACACAGUGAGGAAUUACCUGAAAAAUGUGUCAAGUUUGAUAUAGAUACACACACUACUGGUCACAGAAAUAGUGAAAUACGAAGAUCAUCACAACGUUCAGUGUAUAAUGGAACAGAUCUAACUAAGAAUAUUGCAAAAGUUCCCGACAUUUACGAGGGUGUUCAUUGUGAAGAGGAAAAACGUCGAGCCAAAGGUCAGCAAGCUAUGUAUAGACGAUUGUUUAUGGACCUAGAGAGGGAACAAGUCAAAGAAAAUCUGAGACGUCAAGAACACCGUAAAAGAAUUCAAAAACUGAAGAAAGAAAAGGAAGAAGAGAGAGUGAAGGAGGAACAAAUCUCCAAACAGCUGAUAGAACCACGUGACCCUGUUACCGGGGAAACUAGCCGAGAGGCCCUGGAUAGAGAGGAACAAGAGAGACAAUUUAUACGACAGACUAUACGUGAACACGAGAGGAAAGUACGGAAAACAAAAGAAAUGGAGAGGUACAUAGAGGCUCUGAGGCAACAACUCAAAGAGAAAACAAGAAGGAAGAAGAUAGAUUUACCUCCCUUGUGUUGUUGUGGUGAGACUAUUUGGGACACCAAUCCAGAAACUUGUGCCAACAAUUGUGUGUUUUAUAAAAACCCUAAAGAAUAUGGACGAGCAUUGCAGGCAAUGCUUGAUUCAAGUGACCUUGCCUCCUAGGACUGAUUCACCGUGACAUUAUACUAGGAUAAAUCUCAACUGCUGACUAGUAUCGUACAUGUGGAAGUAUCUUAAUCUUCUCAAAAAAGUGAAAGAUCUGAUUGAAAAAAAAGUAUAGUCACCAAAACAACAGACUGGAGCGUAUUAAUAUAAAAAGAAAUUUCAAUUUAAGUUUGUGAUGUGAAGAAGAAGAAAAAAGAAGUUGAAUAUAUUGAAAUAUUGUUUGUAAUUAUGUGAAUGUGAAUAAGUAUGAUGUAAAAUCUUGAUUACUUAUUUAUUAACAAUUUUUGUAUGCUUUGCAUAUAGAAAUACUGACCCACAUGUAACUGCUGCGCAAAAGUUCGUUAUGUACCCAUGCCAGAUGUGAAUUAAAUAUUUUUCAAAAAUUUUCAAUGACGGAAUAAAGUCAUGACACAAAGUUGUUGACUAGAUACUAAAAUAGUUGUUACUGAUGCCAGUAGUUUUUAUGUCAAUACACAUGUACCAUAAUCUGAGCUCAAAUGACAUCACACACAAAUCUAUUGA